UGGAAUGCCUUUGUUUGUAUUGUCGACGGUAUUUAAUUUAACAGAACAGUCUUGAUCUUAUUAAGUCGCGUUAUAACUCAGUUGAAUCGUGCCAUAUUCUCGGAUACUGCACUUAGAAACUCCGCGAUAUCUUCAUUUUAAGUCAUUUUAGGUCAGUUUAAUUCGCAGAACAAUGGCGUUUGGAGGACGGGCAAAGUUAGAUUUAGGAAAGCAAGAAACUCUUAGUGAGAUUUUAAAAGAGAAAACUGAACGUCUGAAGAAGUUGAAUAUAUCCUGUCAUUAUGCUCGUACCAAGGUUCAGUCAUUUAGUGACCAGCUUACAAAGGCUGUUCAGAAAAAAGCUAUGAAAACGCUGGAGGAUAUUGCAGUUUAUGAGAAGAAAGAAAUGGGAAAGGCCAUCGAUGCAAUUGAAAAGAUCAAUCAACUAAAUGCAAGGAAUGAUACGACUUGUACCAUCCCCCGCACUUCAGAAGACCUUUCGAUUUCGUUAGAAUGCGUAGAAAUUGGAGGAGGCGGGAUGCUUAGUAACGAUAUUGUGUUCGAACCCGACCGGCGUUUGUUUGAUCUCGUAUCUACGGCAACGAUCGGUCAACUCCGUCAGGUGGAUAAAAUGAACAUUAUCAAGAAUGCCUCAGACACGUCGCUUAAAUGUGUGUCAGAGAGCCGCCAGAGACGUUGCUGUCAAAGUCAUGAGCAGACAGGUGGCAUACACGUUUUACAAGACGUCCAUUUUCAUUCCUCCAGUUCCCUGUUACAAGAACGCUCGUGGUCAAACUCGUCCAGACAUUCUAGCAUUAGCAACAACUCUUUUUACAGCUCAACGCAGUCCUUGUAUGGAACCGCGGAAGAUAAAAUCAUCAAUUCCAUUCGCACGACUCAUGAUUGUUUUCCGCAAAGACAUGAGCAUUUUUCAAAGAAAUCUGCUUCGAAGACAUCAGAUGCCAUUUACAUUACAACGCGAGAAUUUCCUCAUUUGUCGCAAUUUGUAAGUUGCAAACAUCGAUCGCCAUGCGUGAUUCCGGACAUUGCAAUCGUGGAAGAUAUGCGUAUCGUUCUAUUGGAUCAUUAUCACAACAACGUUCAAAUGUUCAGUGAAAACUUUGAGUUCAUAGAAGAAGUUCACUGCGAGUUUCCUAUGGCAAUAUGUUCACUAGGCGCCGGGUUAGUAGCGGUCACGAAGCGUCGCGAUAGUAUGCUAGCUAUAUUUCAAACAUCUGAUCAUAAGAUCAGUUUCGUGAGGAAUCUUCCGGUGCCUUGCAAGUUUUACCUUUGGCAGGUGGCAUUCAAGCAAGAAAAACUAUUUGUCGUCUGCGAUGAAAAUAAUAUCCAUGUGAUGAACACAUCCGGUGUUGCGCUUAGUAAAAUAUCGUCUGGUGUUCCAACAGAACAUGGCUUCAUUCGAAAUUUUGAUGUAAGCGAUGACGCAACGCGUUUAUAUUUGUGCGAGCGUAGUGGUCUUCGAUGCAUAUCGGCUACUGGGGAAUUUAAAUGGCGGUUCUCGCAAACUGAUUUGCCAGAAUGGGACAGGAAUGCACAAGGGUUGGUGAUUGAAGAUAUUCGUUAUUUCAAUGGCUUUCUCUUUGGUUCUCUCUGGCAAGCCAGCAAGCUGAUUAUGCUGUCCGACGAUGGCCACUUGUUAUAUUACGUAGUUACAACUGGGCUAGACCACCCGCGAGCCAUUGCUGUCAGAGGAGACAGGCUUGUAGUAACGCAAUUUUCGCCUUCGAUAAGACCGGUUAAAAACCGAACCGUGCACGUGUUCAGCAUAGAGGACCUUUUUUCGUCUGACAGCAAAAACUGUGAUUAGAUAAACUUCGAAAUAUCAAUAUUGCAAAGACACAAUAACGCACAUACUGAUGUACCUGUAUAUUAAAAAUAAGACAAAUAGAGAUGCGUUUGAAUAGUUUUUUUUGCAAAGGCAUGACUUAUAGACCAUAUGUGACGAGUACGACAAAUAAUAUAUGUUCCCAAAAGUGUCUUCGUACAAUGAUGACAUGAAGUCAUGCAUUAAAUAUAGCUCUAAGAAACAUCAUCAUUAAGAUGAUCAAGAAAGUAUUGCCAGUUUGGUCCUGUUGUUUUUGAGUGAAAAUGUAGCAGUGUCGUAUUAUGAGUAGUGCAUAUCUAUUAUGAUGUUGUGAAAGACAUUUGGAAAAUAUCACCGAUUAUGUUAGAUUUCAUUUAGAAACCCCUUUACUGGUACAUAAUAUAUAUAAAAACACGAGUACGGAAAAUAUUUUGGAAUACAAACACAAAACCUAUGUACUGUAUAAAACAAACUUUUUGACUUUUUAAUUAACCUCGUAUCAAUCUGUCAGUCAAUUGUUACGUUAAUGUUAAUAGUGUUUAUGUCGUAUGUGCAUUUUUCGUUUAGGAGAGAUUUAUUGUGUAUUGUUUAUCACAGUUUAUCUGGGUAGGAAACUUGGCCGUUAAAAUGAUGUUUUACACGCGACGUUUAAAUCUCAGUAUUGAUCACAAUUUCUGAUAUGAUUGAGUUCUGUUGUAUACCUACUUGACAUGAGUGUACACAAUCUCUAAUACGGUAGACAACAGGGAUUUAAGCAUUGCAGUUAGGUACAUCGUGUUUCCUUACCACCCGAGUUAUAUAUUAAUAUGCAAUAGUCCGUGGAACUUUUGAGUUCCGAAAAAGGUAAUUACCAAACAAAACACGACAUUGUCAAUUGGAACGCGCAAUACAAAUCAUUUUUGCCAAUCCUCUUUUCAGUUGCAACAGGUCCGUGGAACAAUACUGAUUAACUUGCUGUGCAUCAUGACGUGUGUAAAUACUGUUCGAAUGAUUAAUUAUGCUUGCACAAAUACUUACAUUCUUCCUUCAUUGCUGCCGAUGGAUACAUGCAAUAAUAGAACAUUUUCACAUGACAUGAAAUUGCGUGGGAUUGCCAUAUUGGAACAUGUUUUCAAUUGACAUUAAAUAUAGUGGGUUUGCAAUUGUAUAACAUGUUUUCAGUUGACAUGAGAUAGUGUUUGAUUAUUGCAAUUGUAUAACAUAUUUUCAGUUUGCAUAAACUAGUACGUGUUUGCAAUUGUAGAACAUAUUUGCAGUUGAAAUUAAAAGAAGUGUUUUGAAUAUGUUAUUGUUAAUUCAGAGACUUGUGCAGCAAUAUUGGUCGGACGAAGUUCAUCUUAGAUAGACAAACAAAGAUGUGUACGGCAAUGCACUUGACUCGACUGUUGUAUAGAUUAGAUAAUUAACGCAAUCAACUUUAUUGUAGCAUAACCCGAGUGGCAAUUAAAGUUCAAACAAUUUAAGGAUUCGGGACUUCAGUUUUAUAUGUCAAAAAUUAGAAAAGUAUCGAUAAUACCCCAAGCGGAUGCAAUUGCAAAUAAUCAAAAUACUAUGGUAACAACAUGUUAACGAGUGUUGUUUUUUUUCAGAGGUGUGUGAAUUUCUAAUAUGCUUCAGAUAUAAGAGCUCGUAAAAUUAUACUUAUACUGGUUGCUUAUGGUCGAAACAGAUAAUGGACGUGUUAACUAGUAUGACUGAGCAAUGGAUGUAUGAAAUGAGCGUGAGAAAGAACACACGUGUACAUGUGAGCGAUUAAAUUGAAUAACAACACAACCAUGGCCUUUUGAAAUCCUGUCAAAGCCAUCCGUAAUCUGAAACAUUCCAACAACAUAUAACACUUUGAUGUUUAUUUUUUAUGGACACUUCGUAAGGGAAUUGUGUUUUAUACAAUUACUUUACAGUAUACAUUGUUUAUUUGCAGGGAUUAAGAUGUGAAAUACCGGUCAUAGACAAUUUUAAGGAUCGUGAUCUUUGCCAGCCACCCGAAAAUAAAUGUUAAAAUGAGUCCAGAAUGCAACACAGAAAUGUAUGUCAAAAGCAUUUGCAUUUAAGAGUUGUGACGUACAGUUGGUUUGUUAAAAAUUCUUAUUUUUGUGUUGUAACAUUACAGAUCUUGUAUUUAUUCAUUCUAAAUAUUUUGAAAUACGUUUUUUUUUUCUGUUUUGGUUGCUGUUUGUGGAUUAAAUAUAAUACCUCUUGGUAUCAAAU
This is a messenger RNA of Dreissena polymorpha, 4012 nucleotides long. RefSeq lists its product as uncharacterized. The coding region runs from base 173 to 1807 and encodes 544 amino acids. The transcript has 3 exons. Lineage: Eukaryota; Metazoa; Mollusca; Bivalvia; Myida; Dreissenidae. The record is from RefSeq and is a predicted model, not a curated record.